AUGGAUCUCCAGCUGAAAGUUUUCAAAUCGCUGAGCUGCUCAAAAUGUGGAGCACCGUUUUCCAAAAGCGCGGAUGGCACAAAUGGACCACGGAAAUACCCAACUUGUGGCGUGACAGUUUGCAAACAGUGCGCUGAGAAAGCAAUAACGCCCGGGGAACACGUUGGAUGCUCUGCAGGCCAUUUCAGCAACUGCUUUCUCGAUCAGAGACCUGCUUAUUUUUUGAUUGAGUUACUCAACAGCCCCGCUCUUGCUGAAACCUCAUAUGGAAGUGGCUAUUACCUGACAAAGCCAAUCGAGAUCCCGAAAUGCAUGAUUUGUCAUAAGGAAUAUUCAAUUGAAACGGAAGAUCGAGAACCAACAAAUUCAUUUGUAGAAUUUUUGAAAGAACUGCCUGAAAUGAUCAAACAAGUUGAAAACACCGAGGAAACAAUAACAAAAAUUUCUCCGACAAUCGAGGUCAUCGAUCAUUUUGAUUGCUCGGAAUGUGAGAGAGAAUUCCCGAUCGAAGACAUGUUCUCAUGCUCGGAUUGCUCGAAAAAGAUUUGCGGAAGUUGUGUUACGAGACGACACCGCAGCCAUAAGCUGACUGAUUUGUUUGUUGAAGAGACUUGUCGAAUCUCGGGAGAAAUGAAACAAAUGGUUUCGAUUCAAAUCAAUGGAUACAAGAAGAUUUUCCCAGAAUUACACCAAGAACUUAUCGAGAAAAUAGCUUCAUUUGAGAAGGCCCUCAGUGGGAAAGCCGAAAAAAUCGAAAAGCUGGAAAACUUCGAGAAAACAAAGAACGAAAUUGACAAGUGCAAAGACUACGGUGACCGAUUCGAGCGAAUUUCCGAGGAUUAUUUACCCAAUCUCCGUUUGUUCAACACAAAUUUGCAGAAUCUCAUUGAUGAGCUCAACGAGGCAAAGAUUUCGGAAACGGAAAUGAAAAGAAAUGAUAUACUCUUUGAUGACUGUUUUGUUUUU
Molecule: messenger RNA, 966 nt
Organism: Mesorhabditis belari
Lineage: Eukaryota; Metazoa; Nematoda; Chromadorea; Rhabditida; Rhabditidae
Source: the annotation of a GenBank genome assembly